AAGUCUAAAGAACAAGAGGAUGAUGCACCUGAUGGUAAAAGCAGUUCUAAGGAUGAGCCAGUGCAGAAAAAGGAUGGAUCAGGAAGGAAGAGAAAGAAGCCUUUGGAGGAGUCAGGGCCACCUGAGAAGAAGAACCCUACUACAAGUGAUUACAGUUCCCAGGAUUUCUCCAGUGAUGCUAAAUGCCCCAUGGGGAGAAAGUGGAACCUGAAGAUGGCCUGCUGGAAUAUCUCUGGAAUCAGAGCCUGGCAGAAGAAGGGAGGCAUGGAGUAUUUGAAACAGGAAGAACCUGAUAUUCUUUGUCUACAGGAGGUGAAAUGUUCUGAUGCCAAGAUCCCUCCUGAGCUCAAGAACAUCCAGGGGUAUCAUUCCUUUUGGAAUGGAGGAUUGACAGAAGGCUAUGCAGGCGUAGGGUUGUACACAAAGGAGAAGCCCAUUUCCAUUAGUUAUGGAAUGGGUAAGCCAAAGUUUGAUCAGGAUGGCCGUAUCAUCACCGCCGAAUAUGACAACUUCUACCUCAUCAACGUGUAUGUACCCAAUGCAGGCCGGAAGCUGGUGAACCUUGACAAGAGGAUGGAAUGGGACAAGGAGUUCAAGGCCUAUCUCAAGGAUCUGGAGAAAAAGAAACCUAUCAUUCUUGCUGGGGACCUCAAUGUCUCUCAUAAAGAAAUUGAUCUGGCCAACCCCAAGACAAAUCGCCGUAAUGCAGGAUUUACAGAUGAGGAAAGAGAAGGAUUCACAAAUCUCUUGAAGGAGGGCUUUGUGGACACAUUUCGUCACCUCCACGCUGAUGUCACUGGUGCCUAUACUUUCUGGACCUUCAUGGGAAAUGCCCGGGCUAGGAACGUGGGAUGGCGUUUGGACUACUUUGUCAUCUCAGAAUCCCUUGUGUCUCACCUUUGUGAGAAUCUCAUUAGGAACCAAGUAUAUGGAAGUGACCAUUGCCCCAUCGUCCUCCUCAUGCACUUUUGA
Darwinula stevensoni is the source of this 972-nucleotide messenger RNA. Lineage: Eukaryota; Metazoa; Arthropoda; Ostracoda; Podocopida; Darwinulidae. The record is from the annotation of a GenBank genome assembly.